GUGUUUUCCAGGGUGUCUUCACUCUCCAGGCAGCGGCUGAAGGCUGAAGGCUCUGCCGGAACUCUGCAGCCUCACUCGGCUCGGAUCUUUUCUAACACCGCGGGGUUCGGUCCAACAUGGCGGCUUACGGAUGGAAAUACUGAUGACAGUCCGAAAGAUCGCCUCGAUUUGUACGAUGGGCGCCAAUGCCUCUGCCUUGGAAAAGGAGAUUGGACCGGAACAGUUUCCCGUUAACGAACACUACUUCGGAUUGGUCAACUUCGGCAACACUUGCUACUGUAACUCGGUGCUGCAGGCUCUGUACUUCUGUCGACCGUUCAGGGAGAAGGUGUUGGCGUACAAGGUGCAGCCGCGUCGUAAAGAGUCGCUCCUCACCUGUCUGGCCGACCUGUUCAACAGCAUCGCCACGCAGAAGAAGAAAGUCGGAGUCAUCCCGCCCAAGAAGUUCAUCUCACGGCUGAGAAAGGAAAAUGAGCUGUUCGACAACUACAUGCAGCAGGACGCCCACGAAUUCCUCAACUACCUCCUCAACACCAUCGCGGACCUGCUCCAGGAGGAGAAGAGCCAGGAGCGACAGCAGAAUGGAAAACUGGUGCAGAAUGGUGGCGGUGGCGGCGGAGGAGGAGGAGGAGGGGGAGGUGGCGGUGGUGGAGGAAGUACAGGAGGAGGAAGUGAGGGAGGAGGAGGAGAAGGAGAAGGAGGAAAGGAAACACAACAGACUUGGGUCCAUGAGAUCUUCCAGGGAACACUGACCAAUGAGACGCGCUGCCUCAACUGUGAAGCUGUGAGCAGUAAAGAUGAAGACUUUCUGGACCUGUCGGUGGACGUGGAGCAGAACACCUCCAUCACGCACUGUCUCAGGGGCUUCAGCAACACAGAGACGUUAUGUAGUGAAUACAAAUAUUACUGUGAGCAGUGUCGCAGCAAACAGGAAGCCCAGAAAAGGAUGAGGGUGAAGAAGCUACCGAUGAUCCUCGCCCUCCACCUGAAGCGCUUUAAGUACAUGGACCAGCUGCACCGCUACACCAAACUGUCCUAUCGCGUCGUCUUCCCCCUGGAGCUCCGCCUCUUCAACACGUCUGGGGACGCCACCAACCCCGACCGCAUGUACGACCUGGUGGCCGUCGUUGUACACUGUGGCAGUGGUCCAAACCGCGGACACUACAUCACCAUCGUCAAGAGCCACGGCUUCUGGCUGCUGUUCGACGACGACAUUGUAGAGAAAAUCGACGCGCAGGCGAUCGAGGAGUUCUACGGUCUGACGUCGGACAUUUCCAAGAACUCUGAGUCGGGAUACAUCCUGUUCUACCAGUCCAGAGACUGAACCAGCCAGCGGUAAAUCCCCAACAGACUGUCUACUCAACAGAGGGGGGAGGCGCUUAUGGCUGCCACCGGCUCCGCCCAGUACGCUCACAUAAGUAUCCAGGCUUUAUUUCCUGUUAUAGGCGGAGCUUUGCACUGGAGCGCCACUCGGAUCGGGUUGAGACGUGUUCAGGUCGCAUGGCAGCCUCCUGGAUUACGACCGUUCAAAUCCUCUGAAGCCCGCACUGCAAAAAAAAACAAAAAAACAAAAAAAGCACCUUAAAGAAACAAGAUGGCUGAUUCUGUAACACUCGCUUUGCACUGGGGCAUCAGCUGGGAAGACUUGAGUAACGCCAAUCCAAGAGGCUGACAUCGCCGCGCGCACGUCGGUCCAUUUCGGAAGGUGAACGUUUCGGGAUUGUUGAGAUGAUGCAGAGUAACCAAUCAACUGCUUCGGAUGAGACACUUUAGCAACUUUCUGAUUGCAAUCCUCAUCACGGUAACCAUCACAGUCUUCUUUAGCGUUUUUUUAUUUUUGGUGUGCAUAUUAUACCGUGCUAAAUUAGCUUUACGCUAACACACAAGUACCGCGCGCUCACCCCGGGAAGAGUCGUCAAGAAAAUCAUUCUGGAGAAACGCCCCGCAAACAUUUAGGGACGCACUUGGAGCGCAACGCGGUUGCUAGUUUGCGGUGUUUGUAUUAUGAAGUGGUGCUAACGUCAUAUAGUGUUAAAGGCGAAACGAGAGGCUCAUUAUUUUCAUUUGUAACACAGAAAGAUAAAAAACAAAAAUCGAGGUUUGAUUUUUACCAAAAACAUAAUUUGAGGUUUCUCGAUUGUUUCGUUUCUCAGCAACAAUUGGUAAAAUCCAAAAAUGAUGAGCCUUACGGGAGCAAACUAACUAACUAACUAAGCGCUGAGUGAAAGUUUUAAAGUUGCCGGUGUGUCGUGCCAUUACGGGUCAUUUUCAGUGCCACGGAGGAAAAAAAAAACUCAACAAGGGAAGACACUGAACGAAGAGCGGUUGGGCGUUUUUUUCGUCGUCCAACAGCACAAGCUAACUUUUGUUUUGUUACGUCGGCUUUUUCAUGGCAAGCAAAGGUUUGUGACUUUUUAUUUUUAAGAACGCCAGAAUAUGCACAUUUGUAUCAUUUCCAAAGGGACGAGUAGCUUUUCUUUACUUUGAAGUCCAAGUCUGACAUCCAAACCGCCACCGUCCUUAUUAAACCGCGCUGCAGCUGGUUAUUAUGAAGUCCACCUCAUAAUGUCAAUCCAAGCCACCAAUCACACGCUGGUAAAACGUUUUGGGCUUCAGUGUUUCUCCUGCAGCUGCAGCUCUGGCAGGCAGACAUAACUUUUACAUAACAUGUUUUUCACUCCUUGAAUUUGAACCCUCAGUUAUGCCGAGCGAUGUUAACGGUCCACUGUCAACGUGGUAUAUUUAAUACCGUGAGACAGCUCAAAUCCAUUUAAAGAAAUCAAUAAUUAAUAAUGAAAAUAAUCAUUAGUGUCAGCCGUAUCAUAACGAGUAAAUAUGACAACAAAUCCUCCUGUAUCAAUAAUUUAAAGGUCCGGUGUGUAAUAUUUAAGGAGAUCGAUUGGUAGAAAUAAUCAUAACUGUUUUUAUUUGUGUAUAUUAACCUGAAAAUAGGAUUUAUUAUGUUUUUAUUACCUUAGAAUGAGACUUUUAUUGGCUCUCGAUGGGAGUUUCGCAGCCACUGUAGUUUAUCAAUCAUGCUCGGAACAGGAGGGUGAGGCAAGCAGUAUUCAGUUGGUCGCAAUCUGCAACUUCACCACUAGAUGCCACUAAAUCCAACACACUGCACCUUUAAUGAUAACACUUGAGAUGUGACUCCAAUACGGCUGCAACUAACAAUUGUUUUUUCAACUUAUUUAGUCGAUAAAAUAAUUUAAAAAAUCUGAAUUUGUCAGUUUACAGAUUGACAGUUUUGUCCACAGCUAAACUAAACAUCUCAUCCUCACAUUUAAGAAGCCGGAGCCAGUAAAUAUUUAUGUAGAAUAAGUAAUUAUCCUACAUAAUUGGCUUUAGUCUCUGAUUAUGACGCCUUCGCUGAUGCCAUUUUUUAAAAACACUCGUUCUCACUGACUUAAACGACCUCCAUUUCAUUUAACGCACAAACAAACCAAACGUUUGGUUUUUUUAACAUUUCUUUUACACUGCCAUGCUCGUGAGGCUCCACCCGACUAAGCUGCCCCACAUUAACAAGCAAGCUCACCCCCCACCUCCCGUCACUCUUUGUAACAGUGCUGCAGCAGAUGGAAAGUGAAUGGAAACAUGCUCUCUGCAGCCUUUAAAGGUGUUUAUAUUCGACAGUAGCAGAGUGGCCCGGGCAGAGGGUCGAGUAUUAACCGAAUGUUAAUGUAAGUAACAGAAAAACAAGUUGUCUCAAUAAUCUGAAGUUGCUCUCUCUCCUGCUAAGACAAGAAAAGCACUUUUUUUAACGACGUGUAUUUGUAACAAACAUGCUUUUAUUCUGAAGGAGACAUCGCAGUGUUUGCUCAGUGUUUUCACGUUACAUUACCAUUGGCCACCACAACACCUUGCAAUCACAUGUUGCAAAAGUUGAGUUAGAGGCUACGUAAUGUUUGAAAGACCGCCAGCAAACUCAGCCAAACUAUUUUAGUUUUUUUAUUUUUAUUUAGCAGUUAAAACCUCUUUAUUACAACCACAGAAAUGUGUCCUCGAACGCCUCGCUCGGCUGUUCAACUUUUCAAAAACGCUGCAAAUAACCGAAGGAAAGGGAGAGCGACUUCAGACGGCGUGGUCCCCCCAACACUUCCCUUCAUUCACUGGGUUGAGACUUGAAGUCAACACUAUUUCCUUUUCCUUGUCUGUGCUGCUCUUAAACUCGACUAUAACCUACACGAGCGGAAGAAUUGUUGAAUUUGUUUCGCGGUCGAUCCACUUUUGUUUCACAUCGUUUUCUUUUGAAAAGUCAGAAAAGGUUUGUUUUAUGGUUGCAAAAUGACUUGAAAUGCAGAUUAUAUCCAGACACCAAGGGAAACUGUGGACUCCUUUUUUUGUUUCUAUAUACUCAUUAUAUAAAUUAACAAGCACAAAAACGCAUUACGUGGUCCACAGAUUCAGUUUGGAGCUGGUUAUGAUUCUGCCUUUAAUAAAAAUGCAGUUUCACAGUUUUAUUUGUUUUUUUAGAUUGUAAAUGUCUCAUAUCAUCAACAAGAAACAAAGUGUUGGAAACAUGUUUAAACAAGGCUCUUCUUUUUUUAUUUAAAUACUAUUAAUAUUAUGAAUGUUUAUCUUUUUCUUAGAUGUUUCACUUGUUUUUGAUAUAUUUCACUAAUUUUACUCGUCUACCAUUCUUGUGUAGGCAGUUUUGGAUAAUUGAAGAUUAUUUUGGGAGUAUGUGACGAGAGAUGUUGAUGUGUACAUAAAUACAGAUUGUUAUUAUUGGAAUAUAAAUAUUUGCUUGCUUGAAAUAAUCAGCAAACCUAGAUCAAAAAAUGUUAGCGGACGUUAUAUCUCUAAAUACUUUUACUCUGGUAAUGAAUCAUUACGCCUGGUGCUUAAAAAGUAACAAGCCCAAAACUUAUCUGGUGUCCCAGGCAGCCUAAACCAAACAGCCCAAAGCAAAUGAGCUCAUAUUAUGUAAUCUGACUGAUCUUUAAUAAACAGAAAACUGAUUUCAUGAAGUUUACUUUGAAGAAGUUCUCCGGACAAGAAACUGCUGUGCAGAAAGUGACUGACCAAAAACUGUUGUAUCACUGUGUCAAAGGAAAAAUCCACUUUAAAAUACGUGAACAUAAAAAAAAGAAAAUCAACUGUUUUUUUGUUUUUUUUUGUUCUGUUUUAUGGUUUUGUUGUGAAAAACUUCUAGAAUAACCGGCUCCACAGAAACAUUUCAGAUUAAAAUGGUAUAAUUCAGUAUCACGUUUCCAGAUGUGUCUUCUAUAAAGUUAAGAUCGCUCACUGGAACCAAACCAUAGAUCGUAGAAAUCAUGGAUGUAGUAUCCAUGACGUGACAUAACAUGGGGACUUAUGGAGACUAAUGAAAUGCCCCGAUAUGUCCGAUUGAACACAUUUAAACCUCGUUUGGGGGUUUUAGGGAAUCGAGUCGAAGCACCAACUCAUUUGUCGGGUGGAUUUUUCCUUUAACAUCAUUUGUCGUCCUGUCCUCUGAAAGGUCCACAUCAUUCCCUCUGUUCAGACUCACCAAGAAUGUAAAUGUUUUGAAGUCGAACAGUGACUGAAUGUGUCAUUAACACUCUGAUGUACGUUGAACAGUGACAGCAGCCUCAUGGACACAAACAAACCAUAGGACUCACAAUGUAGUAAACUAAAGAAACGCACGCCUUCAGAAAAUAUUCAAACUCCUUGAUUUGCAGUUUUUUUUCUGCAUAGAUUUACGUAAAAUACAUUUGCAGGUGCAAAAACAGAAAAAUCAAGGUGGUUGAGUCUUUUCUGCAAGGUCUGCUCUUAUUUUGGUAACCAGUCUCAGACAGACAGAAGUGGGUUUUUUUGUGGCAGACAUUUAAUUGGCCAUGAAACUGCACAGUCUGGUCUGAGGACAAAGAGUUGAAUCGUCGUUGUGUGGAGGCUGCUGUCUGAAGUUCAUUCUGAAUACAUGUAGAUGAAGUGAAGGUUGGGAAGUGACGGCUGCUUCUGAUGGUGUCCAAACUGUUUGAAAUAAAACACAAACUGGUUUGAAGAUGGAAUAAUCUA
Molecule: messenger RNA, 6003 nt
Organism: Larimichthys crocea (large yellow croaker)
Lineage: Eukaryota; Metazoa; Chordata; Actinopteri; Sciaenidae
Gene: usp12b
Product: ubiquitin specific peptidase 12b
Exons: 10
Coding region: 131-1324 (397 amino acids)
Biological process (GO): protein deubiquitination
Cellular component (GO): nucleus; cytosol
Molecular function (GO): cysteine-type deubiquitinase activity
Source: RefSeq, a predicted model, not a curated record